UACAUACGUGUAGCGCCCCCUGCGGCUGAGCUCGGUGCUUCACACAAACAGUCUGAAGAAGGGGAAGGAGGCGUGUGUGACGCUCCGCUAACACCGUCUUUAGGCUGACCGAAAAUAAUCUCAGUGUGUGUUGGUGGUCAGUAAAACAGCAGCCGUGCCCCGCCGCGCCCCCACCCCCAGCGGAGCCGUCAUGUGGCAGGAGGCCCGCAAACAUGAGCGCAAGCUCCGUGGCAUGAUGGUAGACUACAAGCGCCGAGGCGAGCGCCGGCGAGAGUACUAUGAGAAGAUAAAAAAAGAUCCAGCUCAGUUUCUUCAGGUUCAUGGCCGAUCCUACAAGAUCCAUCUGGAUCCUGCAGUGGCACUGGCUGCAGAGAGCCCCAUUAACAUGAUGCCAUGGCAAGGCGAUGUCAACAACAUGAUUGACAGGUUUGAUGUAAGGGCUCACCUGGACUACGUCCCCACCUACACCCCUCCACUGCUCAACACAUCCACCCCAGAGCAGGAGAUGGAGGAGAGGAAGUGCAAUUAUGAGCGCUAUAGAGGCCUAGUGCAGAAUGACUUUGCCAACAUCUCAGAGGAGCAGUGUUUAUACCAGAUCUACUUGGAUGAACUCUACGGUGGCCUGCAGAAGCCAAAUGAGGAUGAGAAGAAAAAGCUGGCUGAGAAAAAGGCCACCAUUGGUUACACCUAUGAAGACAGCACUGUGGCAGAGCCUGACCAGCAGUCAGACAAGGAAGAGGAGAAUUCAGAGAACAGUGAAUCUGAAGAGGAUGAGGGCAUCCCAGAUAUUGAUGUGGAGGUUGAUGUUGAUGAGCUGAACCAGGAACAGGUGCUGGACCUAAACAAAAUGGCGACCCCAUAUGGAAUGGCCGAAGGAGACUUUGUUAGGAUGUUGAGGAAAGACAAGGAGGAAGUGGAGGCCAUCAAACACGCCAAAGCGCUGGAGGCAGAGAAGGCCAUGUAUUCCGGCCGGCGUUCCCGCAGACAAAGGAGGGAGUUCAGAGAGAAGAGGCUAAAGGGCAGACAGAUCAGCCCACCAAGCUAUGCCAGGAGAGACAGCCCAACAUACGAUCCCUAUAAAAGGCCAGAGUCAGAAUCCAGCUCUGAGUCGCGGUCACACUCUCGUUCUCCGGGUCCAGAGAAGAUCACCUUCAUCACCAGCUUUGGAGGCAGUGAUGAUGAAGCUGCAACAGCAACUCAAGCAUCUGCUCCUCAAUCUGGCCACACCCCCUCCAGCUUGCAGCACCCUGCAGGUCAUAGCAGGGGCUCCCGGAGGCGAAAGUCAUCCUCCAGUCGCUCCUCCUCUUCCUCCUCCCGCUCCUCAUCUCGGUCGUCCUCUCGCUCUUCUUCCUGUUCACGCCGAGUCCGACGAGGACGCGGGGGAAGAGAUGGGCGUCGUACCCGGAGCCGGUCACGAUCAAGACGACGUUCCAGAUCUCGCUCUAGAGGUAGAGGAGAGCUUUACCAGACACGAUCGGGGUCCAACGACCGAGACAGAGAGCGAGAGAGGGACAGAGACAGGAGACGAUACUCGGCACGCAGACGAACGAGGUCACGUUCCAGCUCACGGCAGAGGGGCAGUUCUAGGCGACGGGGUCGGAGCAGUGGAGGCCAUCGGCGUGGAGACAGUGGCAGCCGCAGUCCCUCUCAAUCCUCUAGCCGCCCAAACCACAGCCCUUCCCCUGCUCACAGAGGGGCCCAACCAUCUACCAUCGUCAUCUCAGACAAACUAAGAAAGCCUGAUACCGCGGGUGGUAAAGAGACGGGAGCUGCCAAACCCAAGUUGACCCCACAGGAGCGUCUGAAGCUGCGUAUGCAGAAGGCACUCAACAAGCAGUCCAAGGCAGAUAAAAAAGCAGCUCAGGUGAAGAUCCAGCAGCAGGAACACAAACGACAGGAGCGCGAGGGAGAACUGCGAGCCAUGGCACGCAAGAUACGCAUGAAGGAGCGUGAGCGCCGUGAGAAAGAGAGGGAUGAAUGGGAAAGACAGUACGGGAGACAGAGCCAUUCGCCUUCUCCUUCUAAAUAUGGCCGAGACAACUCAUCCAGAAGGAGGUCAAGAUCUCGAUCACGAAGCCCAUAUCACAGAUACUGAGCUGACGUGGAAAACAAUCCUACACUUUUGUCACCGGCAUACGUUUGCUCUCCAAUAAAGAAGACACACACCUGCUGGUCGGUUACUGACCAACAAACAUCUAAACCUGAGCAUAUGUGCUCUCUGGUACUGUUCAUGUAUGCAGAGUUUAAACCUCGGACUGUGGCGUUUUAGUUUAUUUCACAGCUGAUUUGGAUCUGCCAUAUUCAUUUUGGCUUCAUCUUGUAAGCACCAUCUUAUUAAACGAUUUUCUUCCCAUAAACAUGUUCUCACUUUUUUCACCUUUUCUGCCUGAACAGUUCUUUUCACUGCACACAUCUGGAGACAUUUGUACUCAAUGUAUAUUAUACUAAGCUAUACCUUAACUUUCACCUUAGAUAUAGUGAUGUUCCUUUGCUUUAGCAAGAAGUUCUUCCACUAAGGACCCUUUUAAAGAGUCUUGGUAACUGAUGUACAGGAUAUUUCUACACAUUCAUUAGAAACCUAUUUAUGGAAGCUGAUGAAGUCAGUUUGUGCAUUGAUUAAAACUGUCCGCUCUCCUUUUGUACUGUUUGUCCACAGCCAGCUGGUUAAUAACGGCAAAUAACUUUUCUUCUCAGUAAUGUGGAACGUUAAACAUAGGACAACCAAUAAAAAGUGAC
Molecule: messenger RNA, 2736 nt
Organism: Monopterus albus (swamp eel)
Lineage: Eukaryota; Metazoa; Chordata; Actinopteri; Synbranchiformes; Synbranchidae
Gene: clasrp
Product: CLK4-associating serine/arginine rich protein
Source: RefSeq, a predicted model, not a curated record